AUGACGAUUGCUGCUGUUAACUAUUCAGCCAGUACGUCGGCAAGUAGCAAACAGUGUCAUUUGUUGCCGAUGAUACACAUCUUUAGCAUGAUAGCCGUUAAUUUUUUGUCUACAGUUAUUGGCACUGUUGGUAACGUGUUGGUGAUCAGUACAGUUUCUAGGAAUGUCAGUCUACAAACAAUUUCAAAUUUCUGGUUGGUGAGCAUGGCUGUAGCUGAUUUACUUGUGACCGCCCUUGGACAUCCUCUUUUAUCAGUCUUCUUAGGUCUUCAACUGAGAGGCGAUUGCAACGAAACUGUGUCUCAAGCGUUUCGUUUAAUCGCCAACUUGUCAUGCUCCGCAUCUAUUCUUCAUUUGUGCUUCAUCAGCAUCGACCGCUGCUUGGUUAUCUUACGGCCUUACGAUUUCAGAAAGAUUCGAACAAAAAAGCGCUUCAAGAUAGCGCUGGCGAUCGCAUGGACACUACCCGCCGUCUACGGCGUGUUACGCUUGACGGUCAGCAAGACAGCAACGUCUUAUUUCACGGUUGUUGCCGUUGGUCUUUGCUACAUCGCGAUAAUCAUUUGCUACUUUCUAAUCGUACUCAAAGUCACAGAACACGGCUCAGAGAUGCUCAAACGUUUCCCUAGUCAAACUGGGAAGAGGGGAGUUUCUAAAUACCUUGUAGAACGUCGUGUGACUGUCACUAUAGCGAUCGUAGUUGUUAUUUUUACAAUAUGCUGGUUUCCUCUUCUGUAUUUACGCUCCGCGUUUGCUGAAGAAAACUUUGGUAUGCUUUAUAACUGGGCAAGGACUCUAGCGCUAACUAAUUCAUGUAUAAAUCCGUGGAUUUAUUGUUUCAGAAUAGCUGAGUUUCGUGAAUCUUACAAAGGACUGUUAAGGUGUCAAUUGAAAUCCGUGUGCAAUGGAAAAGAUGAGGGUCGCCAACACGAAGCAAACACCGGCCAAUCAAGCGAAUCGGAAACAGCUUAUGAAGGUGCUGUGGCUGCUGUCGUGUAACGAUUAGUUUGAGUUGCACAACCUUUUCUAGCUAAGGAAAAUAGCAUUCCCUUAAUUGUUUAUUUUAGUUGUUGUUUUUAAUUGUGCUCUCUUGUAAGCCGACUUAACCGAAAUAGUUAUUUCGCGAACUUGAUAAUCUUUAAAUAAAUCGGGGAAUGAUGCUUUUGUGGUUGGUUUCUUUAACAAAAUCCGCCACAACCAGUUCCAAAAAACAAUGCUUUAAAACCCAAAGUGGUGUUAUUCAGACUUCACACAAUUACCUGCCCCCUCCUUUGCAUGUUAAACCAAAAUUGUAAGGACACAGCAUAUUUAUCAUAUCUGAAAUUCACGGAUUUUCAAGAAACCCAGGAAGUUUAAAAGCAUUUAUAGGGUGCUGUACAGUACCGCAAAUGAUCCCCCAAAAUGGCCC
This is a messenger RNA of Porites lobata, 1408 nucleotides long. Lineage: Eukaryota; Metazoa; Cnidaria; Anthozoa; Scleractinia; Poritidae. The record is from the annotation of a GenBank genome assembly.